GGGUUUAUCCAAUAGAUAGCCAAUAGGGGAGCACGUUAUUUCACGACGAGGGCGUGCCUUUCAACUGACAGCCCCACACACCAAUGAAAAGUGCAGACAAAGUCGCAGCCGAAUUCCUGUCUUGUAUGAGCCAAUGAGAGGGAGGUCGGGCGGGGCUUCCUCUCAUUUUUGACAUCUUGGUAAACAGGGGUCCGCUUUUGCGGGUUGGUCGUCACGAGUUAUUAAUUUUCUGUGUUCCUGCCGGCCUAUUACACGCGCACUCACCGAGUGUUUUGGGAAAAGGGCUUUUUGGGGAGCGGGGGGCAGCGGGACUCAGCGGCAGGCUCCGGCAGACGCAUCGGCGCCGCUGUCCGUCCUGGGGCGGCCCAGCAUGUGACGGGGAUCAUCCAGCUGGCCCCAGGCGGGUGUCACCCCCAGCUCCUGCGACCUCGCCCGCCUCCCCAGCAAAAGAAGAAAAAAGAAAAGUAGGGAAAGGCUGUUGCAGAGAAAAUGGUGCACGUCUACAACUGCCACCCGUUCGCGUCCCAGCAAAUCGUCCCCACGGAGCAGGAACCGGGGCUGGUUUGCUGCGGCGGGGACGCGCUGUUCGUGGUGUCCGGCGGCGGGUGCAAGAUCGAGGCGUUUCAGGUGCGGGAGGAGGGCUGCACGCUGAUCUGCAGGUUCUCCGCCAUGGGGAAGGUGCAGACCAUCGCCUACUGCGAGACAGGGGACUACCUCGUCACCAUCGAGGAGAAGAACCAGGCCACCUACCUGCGGGCGUACACCAACUGGCGCCACCAGGCGGCCGAGAGGACGCGGGUCGGGGUGCGGCUCCUGGGCCACUUCCUGCGGGGCCCCUCCGUCCGGGCGGCCCCCCGGGAGCAGAUGGAGAUCAUCGAGAUCCCGCUGCGGGAGCCCCCGGCCUGCGUGGCGUGCUGCGGGGCCACGGGCGGCCUGCUGGUGGGCUGCGCCGACAGCGCGGUGGUCUUCGGCCUGCGCGGGCAGGCGCUGGGCGAGCAGCGCGCCGUGCUGGACUUCGAGCGCGUCCUGGUCCUGCACACGCCGGGCUGGACCGCCUCCCGGGCCGCGCUCUGCGGGGACCACGUGGCCCUGCAGCGGGACCUGGACGUGCUGGUGGUCAGGCUGCGGCGGCUCCGGCCCCGCCCGGACCGCGCCCUGGUGCCCGCGGAUACCGCCGCGGGAGGCGGGGCAGAUUUGGGGGCAGAAGGCGGUCCCACGGGGGGAUCCCUCCCGGAUCCGGAGGACUUCUACUUGUGUCCGAGAAACCAGGAGCUGCUGGGGGAGGAGGCCCGCGAGUGCGGGGUCUCGGUCACCCUGGAGAGCACCAGCCUGGAGCAGGAGUCCCGGGCCGAGCUGGGGGUGACCUACGUGCUCUACAGGCGCUUUGCUCCUGAUUUCAGUGAAGGCUGCAGCGUCGAGGACACCCGUCUGCACUCCCUGCAGCUGCUCCCCAUCUUCGCUGGGCCCAGCGAUCAGGACGUAGCUGAUGAGGUGAAGCACAGAGAGCCCACCUCGGUGUUCUGUUUCUUCUCCCUGCCCAACACCGGCUACCUGUACAGCAUUGAGAGCAGCGUGGAGCUGGUCUCCACCUACCUGUACCCUGAGAAGGCCCAGCAGGCGGCCCUGACUGGCCUCUUCCUGCACGUCAUCACCAGGAAUGCGCUGAUGUGCUUCAGCGUGCGCUGUGGCGCGGUGGCGGCGCGCUGCCUGGACCCCUACAUUGACACGAUGCUGAAGGUGCGAACCCUGCGCCCCAUCUCCCUUUGUUGUAGUGAAUCAAAAGAUCAAAAAAUCCUUUCAGGGAUUUUCCUAGCUGUAGGCAUAGAGCCGUCGUCUUCACCAGGAUUAGAGAGCCUGCUGUCAAAAGCGUAUUUGUCAAAAAAGCUGGCAGCCCCCAGGCCGAAGGAACCGGAGGAGACCAGCCACGGCUGGAACCUGUACUUGAUCAGCACUGUUCCCGCUGUGCAGCUGUACAGAGAGAUGGUGGAGUACAGUAAGAAGCACGAGUCGGCCAACCUGCAUUCCCAGAGCUCUCUGCACCUGCUGAGCGAGGCCCACCUGUUGCUCCGGGCGGCACUGCUGGACCCCACUGCGUCUGGGCCUGUGGACAAAGAGGAGCUGCAAGCUGCUUUCCAGGAGAGCUGCGCCCUGCUAGGAGACUGUUACAGCAGGUUUCACAAGAGGGACUCUCAUCUCGCCCUGCCCUACUACAAGAUGUCUGGCCUGUCCAUGACCGAGAUCAUCAACAGAAACCUGGAGUUUCCACGGAGCAGCGAAAGCUUUGGAAAAGGCUUCCUGUUCUUUCUGAAGCACGCGCUUGACGAGGAGACGACGGAGGAGCUGAGCACAGAGACUGCCGACAAGGUGCUGGAGGUCCUCGGCGCGGCCGAGCCCUCCCAGCUGCCCCACGCGGUGUGCAGCCCGGCCAUGAGGAACGCCAGCGCCGCCGGCGCCUUCGCCCUGCUGGACCGGCUGGAGGCGGCCGUGCCCUCCGUGGCCGUGUCCCUCUCCAAGGCGGCCGUGGCGCUGCGGAUGGGCAGCCUGCAGCAGUACAAGCAGCACAUGGACCGCCAUGCAGAGAUGCUGCAGGUGUACGGAUUCCUGGAGGAGCCGAGGCUGCUGCUGCUGCGGCGCGCCGGGGGGGCCGUGGCGCCGACCGAGCUGGCGCUCUGGCUGAGGGACACGCAGGAGGGGCUGCUGGUGGCGGCCGCCGUGGCGCUGCACGAGAACGGCAAGGUGAAGCUGGAGGAGGCCGACGCGUUCUUCCAGGAGCUGUGCAAGGAGAGCAGGAACGAGGAGAGCGGGCCGCAGCUCCUGGUGGACUUCUGGGAAGCCCUGGUGGUGGCGUCAGCCCAGGAAGCAGUGAUUCAGGACCUCCUGUUCAGGCUGGCCUCGGUGUACAUCGACCGCGUCGCCAGGAGGGAAAGGUGCAGCACCAAGCCCCUGAAGACCGCCGAGGACCUGAUCAGUUCCUGUCCCCACUACGGCUUGCUUUUCCCAUGGGUGAGCAUCGUCGCACCGGCCCGGUUCGACAUCGCCCACGACUACCAGGAAGACCUGCAGAAGUUACAGUCUCUGCUGUGCGGCCCCUCCCUGGGCGGCUCCUCUGUGUUGCCCCUGCUGGAGCAGCUCUCCGACGGCGAGGGCGCCGGGCUCAGCGUGCACCUGCUCUGCGCCACCAAGCUGGGCCAGCACGAGAGCUGCAUCGACAAGCUCCUGGACAGCUGCCCAGAGGCCAUCGUGGCCUACGCCCACCAGGAACUGCAGAGCGAGAAAACGGUGCUCUGGUGGCAGAAGCUCCUGCCCGAGCUGUGCCGGAGAAGCAGGUCCUGUGGGGCUGCAGGCGCGGUGUUGCUGUCUGCGCUGAGAGAGACGCUGCAGGUGGUGUCCAGGGAGCUGGGCCCACUGGAGUUCCUCCAGGUGCUGCCCAGCGACGGCUCAGCGGAGUUCUUCCUGCCCUACCUGCUUGAGUGCAGCCAGAGGGGCUCGGCCGCGUGAGGCUGGCACUGUCCCCGGGCUGGAGGAGAGGGCAGACGGCACGCCAUCUUCUGAAUCCUCACUGGGCUUCGCCUUCAGUGUUGACGUGGUGAACUCUCCGCAGACCCACUGAAAACGGGCCCCGGAUUAUGACUGUGAAAUGUGGCUGGCUUUGAACUCCUAUGCCGUUACGAGCUGCGGGUUUUUCUUUUUUCUCCUCCUUGCCGAGUGACGUUCCAGCUUCUUCUUCGGGGCUUGAAAGCACGGUGUCCUGCGCCUUUCCUUCAGUGGGUCCAUACAGGCCUGUCCUGUAACUCGACGUACCUGGAGUGGGCUGAACAGUUUGUAUUUGAGCCACCAGAGGGCAGUGCAGGGAAGUGGCAGCUGGCUUGUGGAAUCUAGACAAAGUUAUCUGAACAAGGUAAUCCAGCCAGCGUCUUGUUUAAAGAGGCAGGAGUUACCCAUAACGGAUGAAUGUUGAUUUCCCCAGGAGCACUUAACUCAUAGAAGGAAUCAGUAACAAAUAUAUCAGAGAGAUUGUUUUCUA
Messenger RNA from Lepisosteus oculatus (spotted gar), 4024 nucleotides. The record is from RefSeq and is a predicted model, not a curated record. Lineage: Eukaryota; Metazoa; Chordata; Actinopteri; Semionotiformes; Lepisosteidae.